This is a messenger RNA of Asparagus officinalis (garden asparagus), 369 nucleotides long. RefSeq lists its product as uncharacterized. The record is from RefSeq and is a predicted model, not a curated record. Bases 1 to 369 code for a protein of 122 amino acids. The transcript has 2 exons. NCBI's taxonomy places the organism in Eukaryota, Viridiplantae, Streptophyta, Magnoliopsida, Asparagales, Asparagaceae.
AUGAAGAUACUUAAGACCCAAUUUAGCAUUGUGUUUGAUAUGCUUAACUGUAGUGGCUUCGGAUGGGACACAACUAAGCAAUGUGUGACUGCUGAAAAAGAAGUUUGGGUUGAAUAUUUUUUGCCCAAAAAUACAAUACCUUUCAGAGAGAAAUUUUUUCCACACUAUGAAACUCUAGCUAUUGUGAUCGGGAAGGAUAGGGCAACAGGAAAAGGAAUGGAACAUCCUACUAACGUUAUAGAGGAAUUGGAUAAAGAGGUUAGUCAAGAGACUGUCAGAGAAGAUUUUAUUGAUAUUGACUCACCUUCACAGGAUGCAACAACAGGGGACACGAGUGAUGUAUCCUUGAAGCGAAAAAGAAAGAAAUGA